Molecule: messenger RNA, 4023 nt
Organism: Linum tenue
Lineage: Eukaryota; Viridiplantae; Streptophyta; Magnoliopsida; Malpighiales; Linaceae
Source: the annotation of a GenBank genome assembly
AUUAGGGAAGAGAGGAAAGGAAGAACACUAGAUUUUCACACAGAUAGUCUCUUAGAUCCGCUCUUAAUUAUUAAAUUAUUUGUUAUUAUUGGGUUUUGCGAUGAUGGAGUUUUAAAAAAAAAUGGCAGCGAGCACCGUGCCACGGCGGCUUAAUAUUUAUUAUUAGUUUGUAGUACUCUUGAGUUUGUCUUUGCACCUCUGUAAAACCGGGUGCUUGUUCCUUUUUUUUUCUUUCUUCUUCUUCUUCUCUCCUUUUUUUUUCUAUUUUGGGUUUGUAUAUGUUUAUUAGUUGGGGAUUACGGAUUGGAUUUGGAUUAGCUCUCUCUUUUCUUUUUUGGGUUUUGUUUAUUAUAAUUCCAGUAUAAAAUGUGUGAAGUACUGUAACGCAAAAGAGAGCUGAACUGUCCUCUGUAUUAAGCCUCUUGACUGAGAGAGAGAGCCGGCCACACUCUGCAUGACUGGGGAAGAAGAAAGAAAAAAACAGAGCGGAGGAGAAGAUCUGAUUAUGGGUCUCUGACUUUUGAUUUGUUAUCUGGGAAAUUUUUUUUUCGUUUCUCCAGGUACGGCUCCUUCUUUUCACAACCUGCAUUUCUUCUUCUCCUUCUCCUUCUUCUGGGUAGGUUGGAUUCUUCUAGCAUGUCCAUUUCUCUGUUUCUGGAUGGGGAAAUGGAGGAAGGAGGAAGGACGAAAUUUAAAAGAAAAAGAAAAGGGUUGAAGCCGGCUGGUUGGCUUUAUGGCAAGUGGAAAUGUUUCCUUCCGUUUCCACUUGUACUGGGUCUUCUUCUCCGUUUUUUAUUUUAUUUUUUUAUAUAAUUCUGCUUAGAUUGAGGGAAAAUGCCGUCUUCCUUCUAUUGCGAGCGAGCUAUCCAAGUUUGCGUUUUCCUUUUUGGCUGUAAUGAAAAAGAGGGACAAUUCGUGGAAUGGUAGCAGUUUGAUAAGGCAGAUGUUAUGCCGUGUAGUUAUGAACUUGGGGAAAAAUCUUUCUGGUUGGCAAUUGGGUUGGAUUCAAUGCUUCUUAGAUCCCCAAUUUUGGUAUUGCUUAAAUUACAAGGAUUACUGUUCUGGUUUAUUUCUUUCUUUUGGAAUUGGAAUUCUAAAAAGGUUUUGCCUUUUUCCUUGUCAGGAGGUGGAAAAGGUGAGGAAUUGAAGGGCGGGUGGGAGAUUUCCUCUUCUUCUUCUUGAUUGAUUCUUCUUCCUUUCUAGCCGCCAUAGUCAAAACUGGGUAGCUGCUGCCUGCUGCUAUUCUGAUCGUAACUAUACCGUUGAAAGAUUCGAACUUUGGACUGCCUUUGAUUUUCCCCAAAUGGAUUGAAACAAAGCCGGCAGCCCAAUCUGGCCGCAAUGUUCAAAUCAUUAUCUCCUGGGCUGCUGCUGCUGCUGCUGAUAACUUUUCUCCUCUUCUCGGCAUCCUCCGUCGCCGCUGACAGCGACAACGGCUACCCGAGAUGCAACUGCGACGACGAGGGCAGCUUCUGGAGCAUAGAGAGCAUCCUGGAGUGCCAAAGGGUUGGAGAUUUCUUGAUCGCCGUCGCCUAUUUCUCAAUCCCGAUCGAGUUACUCUACUUCAUCAGCUGCUCCAACGUCCCAUUCAAAUGGGUCCUCGUCGAAUUCAUUGCCUUCAUUGUCCUCUGCGGGAUGACCCACUUGCUCAAUGGCUGGACUUACGGCCCGCACACUUUCCAGCUCAUGGUUGCAGUCACUGUCUUCAAGAUCCUAACUGCCUUGGUCUCCUGCGCCACGGCCAUCACCCUCUUCAGCUUGAUCCCUUUGCUGUUGAAAGUCAAGGUCAGGGAGUUCAUGCUCAAGAAGAAGACUUGGGAUCUGGGUAGAGAAGUAGGGAUGAUAAUGAAGCAGAGAGAGGCUGGUCUCCAUGUCAGGAUGCUUACCCAGGAGAUCCGGAAAUCACUGGAUCGACACACCAUUCUGUACACUACACUUGUUGAGCUUUCCAAAACCCUAGGGUUGCAGAACUGCGCGGUUUGGAUGCCUAAUGAGAUGAGGACCGAGAUGCAUUUGACACACGAGUUGAAUGGGGGAGAUUAUGGCAAUGCGGAGAGUUGUACGAUACCGACAUCUGAUCCUGAUGUGGCGAGGAUUAAGGGCAGUGAUGGCGUUAACAUACUAAGCCCUGACUCGCCUUUAGCUGCUGGUAGCUUCGGCGGGGUUUCUGGCGAGCAUGUGGGUCCCGUGGCUGCAAUUCGGAUGCCAAUGCUUCGUGUCUGCAACUUCAAAGGUGGGACUCCUGAGAUGAUCCAAGCUUGCUAUGCAAUUUUGGUGUUGGUUCUGCCAGGUGGUGAUCAGCCUAGGUCUUGGAGCAAUCAAGAGCUUGAGAUAAUUAAAGUAGUGGCUGAUCAGGUGGCUGUGGCUCUUUCCCAUGCUGCUGUCCUCGAAGAAUCUCAGCUCAUGAGGGAGAAACUGGAGGAGCAGAAUCGAGCAUUGCAGCAGGCAAAGAUGAACACUUUAAUGGCCAGUCAAGCUAGGAAUGCUUUUCAAAAGGUCAUGAGUGAUGGAAUGAAGAGACCUAUGCAUUCGAUUCUGGGGUUGGUGUCCAUGAUGCAAGAUGGAAGUUUGAAAAAUAGCGAGCAGCAGAUAAUUGUAGAUACGAUGAUGAAAGCUAGCAAUGUGCUGUCAAUAUUGAUAGACGAUGUGAUGGAAAUUUCGACCAAGGAUAGUGGGAGGUUUCCAAUGGACACCAGGUCUUUCGGGCUGCAUUCAAUGAUCACGGAAGCAGCUUGCCUUGCCAAGUGCCUGUGUGUGUAUAAGGGGUUCAGCUUUUCAAUGGAAGUUGACAGGUCAUUGCCUGAUCAUGUGAUGGGAGAUGAGAGGAGGAUCUUUCAAGUGAUUCUUCAUAUGAUUGGCAAUCUUCUGGAUGGGAAUAGUAGAGGGGGAUCUGUGCUGCUUCGGGUUGUUGCUGACAAUGGGAGUCAGGAGAGGAAUGAUCAGAGAUGGGCCGUGUGGCGACACAGCCCUUCUGAGGGCGAUGUAUCUAUUAGAUUCGAGAUUGGAAUAACUUCUGGUGGUUCUGAAGCUGAGGCAUCCACUUCAGCUAUGCAGCUCGGUGGUCGAAGAUACACCAGUGAUGGAUUUGAGCAUGGCUUGAGCUUCACCGUUUGCAAAAAGCUUGUCCAGAUGAUGCAAGGCAACAUCUGGGUAGUCCCGAAUAACAAAGGAUUCGUCCAGAACAUGGGACUAAUUCUACGAUUUCAACUCCGGCAAUCGAUCAGCCUGACCAUCUCCGAACCAGGCGAAUCAUCUUCAGAGCACCCGAAUUCCAACUCCUUCUUGAGAGGCCUGCAGGUGGUCUUGGUCGAGUCGGAUGAUCUGAACCGGAGCGUCACACGCAGGCUGCUGGAGAAGCUCGGAUGCUCGGUCACCCCUCUCUCGUCGGGAUACGAGUGCCUCAGCUUCAUCGGCCCAGCCACGUCUACCUUCCAGGUCGUGCUCCUCGACCUGCAGCUCCCGGACCUGGACGGGUUUGAAGUCGCGGCCAAGAUCAGGAAGUUCAGGAGCCGGAGCUGGCCGUUGAUCCUGGCGAUGACGUCGAGCGGCGAAGACGACUUGUGGGAGAAGUGCAUGCAGAUGGGGUUGAAUGGCGUGAUCAGGAAACCGAUUAUGCUGCAAGGGAUUGCGAAUGAGCUGAGGAGAGUGGUUUUGCAGGCAAACAGAGUGCUGUAACAGCAGGAGCUCAGUUUUAAUUAAAUGAGUGAAGCCUAGUAUUGUAAGGGUACAGACUACAGAAGAAAGAAAGAAAAAAAAAGAAGGGAAAGGUUCAGCAUUUUGGUAAUCCGUCCACAGGAGAGUGGAUGAGCCGUGUAUUUUUCCCUCUAGCAUAGAGAAAUUAAUGUCUAGAUAUAUACACAGCGUAACAUUUUACAGUAACAAAAAAAAAAAAUCCAAAUGAUUAUAAAGAGAAUUUUAGCUGCCUCGAUCUCUAAUCAAAAGUAUGUCUGAUUCGAAUUCGAACUGUCAUCUUGAUUUUUUUAAAAGAGAGUUCGUGGAAUGAAAACGAAGAAAUUACGGAAG